AGGAGUUGUCGCAAUAGUUUUGGAACACUUUGAUUGAUAAAUCAUUCGUGGUGGCUUAUGAGUGGCUGGACUUAGGUGAUGUGAAGUGAGUGACAUAAUGUUCAGUCGCCAGUUUGUCUGUACAUCCGAGACGGGUAAAUGAGGUAAGAGCACCUACCGUCUGCAGGUUUCUAACAGGCGGUAAUGUGAACGUAUACGAUACUAACUUGUUCUGUCAUCCACAUGUUUCUUCAGUGCAGCGAUCAAUUCACCGGUCUGUCGUAGCUGCAGAGGUUUUGCUGAUAGAUCGUCUCUUAGGUUAUACGGAUGGUGGAACUAGACAGAUGUAAAUGGCAGGAAGAGAAAUAUGCAGGACUAUGUCGGACCAACAAACAUGGGAUGAUUUUCAAUUGAAAAUAGCCAGAAGACAGGAGGAGUAUUUGAUUCCCUUGAAAGAAGAUUUGGCAGAGUGGAUAGACAAAACAUUAGAUAUAGAUACUAUCACGGUUGGAAACUUCAUGGAAGCCUUGGAUAACGGUGUCAUCAUCUGUAAACUUGCUAAAUUGAUACAACAGAAAGCAGAGAGAUGUCGACGGGAGGGUUUAACCUCAGAGGUUGUUCCAGAUAUGUCCUUUAAAUGUUGGGAAAACGCAAGAUCUGAGUCUUUUUUUGCAAGAGAAAAUACAGAAAACUUUCUGAAAUGGUGCCGAAAAUUUGGUGUUCGGGAAGCUGUUAUGUUUGAGUCUGAAGGACUAGUUCUGCACACUCAGCCUCGUUCUGUGGUGUUGUGUCUUUUGGAACUUGGAAGAAUUGCCACAAAGUAUGGUAUCGAACCACCAGGACUCGUUAAGCUGGAGAAGGAGAUAGAUGAACACGAAUCAACAGUACCCUCGGACCCAGAGUCUGUUUCCCCAACUCCAUCUUUAAUCCCAGUCCAUUCAACAAGAAUGGAUUACAUUCAAUCAACAGUACCCUCGGACCCAGAGUCUGUUUCCCCAACUCCAUCUUUAAUCCCAGUCCAUUCAACAAGAAUGGAUUACAUUCAAUCAACAGUACCUUCGGACCCAGAGUCUGUUUCCCCAACUCCAUCUCUAAUCCCAGUCCAUUCAACAAGAACUCCCAUUCAAUCAACAGAAUAUUCCUCCUCCACUCCAUCCCCGACUCCCAUAUGCACUCGAACAGAUUCAAAAAAUUCCAUGGCAGUUGUUGUUAGGCAAAAUCCAUCUACAGCACCUUCGUCACCCAGUCCUGGCCGAUUCAGCGAAAUACGAACGACAUCUCGACCGAAGUCUUCAGAUCUGGACAAAAAAGUGAUGCAAAUUGCUGAAGAUGUUUUGGAAGAUAACACACUAGUAAAACGAAUUUCAGAAGGCCGAUACAACGUUGCUGGGAAAAGUGUUUUUGUGAGACUCUUGAAAGGCCGUCACGUAAUGGUCCGAGUGGGUGGAGGUUGGGAUACACUGGAACACUUCCUGUCUCGGCAUCACGUGACUGAUCCUUGCCAAGUCAAACUUAUCGACAGUAAGCAAUCGUGGUCAGACUUUUAUUCUCAGACCUCGAUGCCCGUGUCUAAUGGAGCAGAAUCCGAAUCUUUUCUCAAUGUUAGAGCCAGUUACAAAGGUUCUAGGAGUUCUCUUCCAGACAUUUCUAUUCGUUCCAAUUACAGAAAGUUGUCACUGGAUACUUAAAUAGUAAUCAGCUAAACAGUUCAACUGGUAGAAUCCAUAGAAAAACAAGAUGUUCAAAUUAUAAAUCUGCCUAAUUAAUUGUUGACUAAAAACUUAGGAUUGAAAUAGAUAUGAUUAGAUAGUAUAGUUUCAUCUAUAUCUAUACAGAAAUCUAUGAAUAGAAAUUUUAGAAGAGUAAGCAAGGGAUAUUAGUGAAAUAUCCAAAUAAACGAAGCAUAUUAAUUUGCAUGUGAACCUUCUUUCGCAAAAGUUUGUCUGCUUAAAGAAUCCUUACAUGUUCGUUCACGAGCUUUAUAAAUCUGAGACAUUCUCAGUAUGAGAGUAAGAACUUAAUGUAAUCUUAGAAUAGUAGUUUUAGUAAUUUUGCUAAGAACCAAUAUAUAUAUAUGAAUAAAUUAAUAUAUCUUUAUUCUUAUAAUCUUAAGUUAUAUUGUAAUGUUGAAAAGUACUUUUUUUCAAAACAGUUCAUAUAUUAUGGCCCUGGAAACAAAACUAAGAAGCACUGCAGCCCCCCCCCUCCCACCAACGAACGAAAAUAAAGUAUGCUAAUCGAUAAAAAAUAUUUGGAACUAGAAAUUGAAGACUUAUAAAUGCUAGCACUUAUGCGAAUGAAUACAGGCUUGCAGUUUUUCAUAUGAGCUUGUCCUAAAAAUAAUCCACAUUCAGUUUCAUUGCUUAUUUCAAUAAGAAGUAAUAUAUAUAUAUAAACAGACCAAUGAAUAAUGAGAAUGGUUUUAAAUUACGUUACAUUUAUUGAUGUUCAUAAUAGCUUAAAUGUUUUUCGAAUUAUAAUACAUCUAAAAAAAUCAAACAUGGCCUUAUUUCUAUCUACAAAUCUGAGCCGCAUAGAAACAAAAGAAAGCUUGUACAGUUUUAACAUACAUUGUCGAGAAUGUUGUGCAUUCUAUAAAUCUAUUUGUUUGGCUUUCUUGUUUCGUUUUCAUGAAAACCUUAUUUGAAACAUAAAAUAGACAUCUUGACCUUCAAAGGCAUUAUUCAUAACACAGAUUGAGAUAAGUACAAAAGUUGUUGUUGUUUGUUUUUAAGCACAAAGCUACACAAAGGGCUAUCUGUGCUUUGCACACCACGGA
Limulus polyphemus (Atlantic horseshoe crab) is the source of this 2758-nucleotide messenger RNA. RefSeq names its product growth arrest-specific protein 2-like. Lineage: Eukaryota; Metazoa; Arthropoda; Merostomata; Xiphosura; Limulidae. Gene Ontology annotation, biological process: actin crosslink formation. Gene Ontology annotation, cellular component: actin filament. The transcript is spliced from 7 exons. The record is from RefSeq and is a predicted model, not a curated record. Gene Ontology annotation, molecular function: actin filament binding; microtubule binding; cytoskeletal adaptor activity. The coding region runs from base 330 to 1667 and encodes 445 amino acids.